AUACUAUUCAUAAGCCAUGGCUUCUGGAGCUGGAAAACCUGCAACAUUCUUCCUCUUGUUCGUCAACGUCGUGCUUUAUUUGAUCAUCAUCGUACUGGCUUCGUGGUCGGUCAAUCACGCCAUCGAAAAAACACAUGAACAAGCUUCGGUUUUGAGUAUUCCGGCAAGAAUAUUCCCGAUAUACUUCCCGUUUGGCAACAUGGCAACGGGUUGCGUGGUUCUCUUGUCUCUGUUAGCGGGCGUUGUCGGGUUUGUGACGAUGGUCACCGGAAUGAAUAAUGUAGCUCAAUGGGAUGCUUCCAAUUUAUAUGCAGCUUCUGCUUCUUCUCUAAUCAGUUGGUCAUUGACAGUGCUUGCCAUGGGAUUUGCCUGCAAAGAGAUAGAUAUUGGUUGGAGCAGUUCCACCUUGCGUGCAUUAGAGACUGUAUUGAUAAUUGUAACGGGGACACAGUUAUUCAGCAUGAUUGCAAUUCAAUCCGGGAUUGAAGAAGUUUCAAGGUACAGCGGAGGAAGAGUUUAAGCAUCGAAGGUGAAAAAGAAGAUAAAACUCCACAUUAAACCUGAAUUUGUUGUUGGAUUUCUUUAUUUUGG
Molecule: messenger RNA, 591 nt
Organism: Cynara cardunculus var. scolymus (artichoke)
Lineage: Eukaryota; Viridiplantae; Streptophyta; Magnoliopsida; Asterales; Asteraceae
Product: membrane protein PM19L
Exons: 4
Coding region: 17-520 (167 amino acids)
Source: RefSeq, a predicted model, not a curated record